Molecule: messenger RNA, 1982 nt
Organism: Rosa rugosa (rugosa rose)
Lineage: Eukaryota; Viridiplantae; Streptophyta; Magnoliopsida; Rosales; Rosaceae
Product: protein PHR1-LIKE 1
Exons: 8
Coding region: 409-1689 (426 amino acids)
Molecular function (GO): DNA-binding transcription factor activity; DNA binding
Source: RefSeq, a predicted model, not a curated record
AUUUUCCAAGUCAUCAGAGAGACAAAACAAAUCGACUACGUUGUUCUUCUCUCUUUCUUGUUAGAGAGAGAGAGUCAAGGACAGAGAAACAGCCGUCAUCGUAUCUCGGAAUCUUUCACAACAGCUUUUCCUGCUACAAAGCUCUCAGCUUUCUGAUUCAAACUCCAGCUUUUUGGGUUCAAGUUUCAGUCUUUUUCACUUGGGAUUGCAGAAGAGCCCUAUGAUUGGUUUUAAGGUGAAUUGUAGCCAGAACAGGGUCAAAAACCUCCUUAUUGUGCUUCUGCUAUGUCGGCAAUGAAGAAUAAGUUUGUGGGAGGUGGCUGAGAAGAAACUAGUUUGCACAUUUGAUAUACAGACAAUAAUGAACAUGUACCCUGCUCUAUUUAUAUUCUGAUCAGAUCCAAAUAGAUGAGUAACUUGGGGACUUCCAAAGCUAUGUCUUCAGCAUUUCCACAUCUCCCUGCCCCUCUUGAUGUCAAUUAUUCCAGAUUGCCAGAUUCUUUUCAGGUUUCCGCACAAAGAGAAAAGCCUAUGCAUUCAAUGUUACCACAGUCUUCUUCCCUUGGGAACUCAUUUCCAUCAUCGUCCAGGCUUCCCUGUGACAGUCAGAUUUCUUCAUUUUACCCUCAUGAAAGACAUUCCCAAAUUUCUCCAAUCAAUAAGUUACCAAGUGGAGAAUCACUGUCACUGACCCAUUCACAGUUACAAUCUACACCAGUGGCUAGUUACCCUGAGCAAAAUAAAGAUAUUUCCUGGUGCCCAGAUUCAAUUCAGGAGUUUCUGCACUUUCCUGAAAAUCUCCCUGAUCAGAAUGGCCUGGUAGAUACUAGUACUGGUGUCAUAAUGUCUGAUGAUCAUGCUGAAAAGACUGAUUGGUCUGACUUGUAUCCAUUAAUUUCUUUUGAUGGUCCUCUGGAUCCAUAUUGGGAGCUUUCGAUUGAUGAUGUUCCUGCAGUGGAUCCCAAACCGGAGGUGUUGAAGCAUUCUUCUGAUAUCCCGGUGCAGCAGCCCGAGAUUCAACAGCAUCAGCCAGUACAAUCUGGAGAAAUUUUUACGAGCCCUGACCCAGUGUCCACUGCACCUUCAACCAAAGCUAGAAUGCGUUGGACACAAGAACUUCAUGAGGCCUUUGUUGAAGCUGUCAACCAGCUUGGUGGUAGUGAAAGAGCCACUCCUAAGGGUAUCUUAAACGUCAUGAAGGUUGAAAGCUUGACAAUCUAUCAUGUAAAAAGCCAUUUACAGAAAUAUAGAACAGCCAGAUACAAACCAGAGUCAUCAGAAGGAACUUGUGAGAAGAAUCUGACUUCUGUUGAAGAAAUGAAUUCUAUAGACUUGAAAACGAGCAGUAUGGGGAUUACUGAAGCAUUGCGGUUGCAGGUAGAACUCCAGAAGCAGCUUCAUGAACAACUUGAGAGUCAAAGAAAGUUGCAGUUGGAAAUUGAGGAACAGUCAAAGUACCUUGAAAAGAUGUUUGAGCAACAAAGGAAGAUGGAAGACAACAGGGUCAAGCCGACAUCAUCAACGUCAGAUGAGCAUAAUAAAAUAGGAACCAGCGCUCCUGUGGAUGAAGGUUCACAAGAUGCAAGUAUGAAACAGAAGGCGCAAGAAUCUGAAACUCAUGAGACUCAUGAUCCUCCAGGUGAUGCCGAUUCUGGUGCCGUCCCCACAAAACGAGCAAGGACUGGAUGAAAAGGAAUAUUGCUGCUCCAGGGGUUGUAUCGCCUUUUCGAAGCUUUGAUAGACAGCAUGUAUUUAUGGUAGGAUGAACCAAGCGGACUCAAAUCAGGAAACCGUUAAGAGUUUAAGUUUCUUAUUCAAAUUAUCUAAACAUUGACAUGUUUGCUUUUAUUCAAAAGUGAAGACUGGUUUUGGUUGCUUAAACUUUAGUCUCUGAGUUUCCUGAUUGUAUUCUCUGACUAGGUAUGAAUUCUUCUUGGUUGAUGGAAUAAUGUUCCAAUCAAUGUAUUGAUGUUUUCCCUCAA